This is a messenger RNA of Haliotis rubra (blacklip abalone), 3392 nucleotides long. RefSeq names its product BTB/POZ domain-containing protein 6-A-like. The transcript is spliced from 3 exons. The record is from RefSeq and is a predicted model, not a curated record. The coding region runs from base 73 to 1413 and encodes 446 amino acids. Gene Ontology annotation, cellular component: cytosol. Gene Ontology annotation, molecular function: protein binding. Gene Ontology annotation, biological process: neurogenesis. NCBI's taxonomy places the organism in Eukaryota, Metazoa, Mollusca, Gastropoda, Lepetellida, Haliotidae.
AUUCACGUGAUGCCGAACAAAGUCACGUGAUACACGGAAGUGAUACUGCAAGGUGUUGUUGUCGAUUUGGCCAUGUCGGAAGUGAAAUUGUCGUCGUCGCCCCAGAGCCCCGACUCUGGAUACGCAGACGACUGGCAAUCCGGUAAAACGUUGACCGAAACCAAUCUGCACAUGCUCACAACUCAAAACUGUUGUGACGUCACCUUCCGGGUCGGACCUAAUGAAAAGGUUAUCCAGGGUCAUAGCUAUGUCCUGAUCAGUCGGAGUGCUGUGUUCCACGCCAUGUUGUCGGGCCCUCUGGCAGAGAAGGAUGUCAUCACCGUCCCAGAUAUUGAAGAUGAAAUAUUUUAUGAAAUGUUGAAAUAUUUAUACACUAAUGAGGGUAACGUAACUCCAGAGAACGUGACGGGUCUGCUCUAUCUGGCCAAAAAAUAUUCCAUCGGAGGUUUAGAACGUCAGUGUUUGGAUUACUUGGAGAAGUCACUGAGUGCCGAUAACGCCUGUGUGAUCAUGGAACAAGCCCAUAGUUUUGACGAGAUGGAGCUCCAGGACAAGGCGCUGCAGAUCGUCAUCAGUGAAGGUGACGUCAGUCUCAGAACAUCCGGGUUCUCCCAGCUCUGUCACAGCUGUUUCCACAGGGUUGUCUCAUCGGAGGAUCUAGCCGUUAAACCGGAACACAUGUUCAGCGCCGCGAUGUCCUGGUCGGCGGCCGAGUGUGAGCGGAAGGGGUUGGAGGUGGUUGCAGUCAAUCAGAGGACCGUUCUCGGCGAGUCCCUCUACAACAUCCGCUUCUCAACUAUGUGUCGCGAGUACUUCGUAAAGCAGGUUGUUCCCACCGGAGUUCUGGUAGCAGAUGAAAGUAAUAAGAUCUUAUGUAAAUUUGUUUGCAGUGAUGUAGAUGUAUCACCGUUCACUGCCGAUCCGCGUCUAGGGGUGACGAAUAAAACAUUUACCGUCUCCAGGUUCCGCUCCAUUAGCACGACGUCACUCUUAUGUCAAGGUGACGUGGUGGAUUCGGUGACCUUGACCUCUAGUCAUGACCUUUACCUUCACGGUAUACAGUUAUACUGUCCUUUUAACGAGGUCGUCGCCAUGUACAGUGUUUUCAUCUCUGUGCGGAUCAGCCCCGGAACCCUCCUCCCCGGAUCCUGCUUGUCCACGACAAUUCAGGCCAAACCGUUUGAGAAGGCGGUGUUUGACGUCUACCUCAACGCACCUGUCAUCAUUCGGAAGAACGUACAACACAAGGUCGCGGUGCUGAUCAACGGGGGCUACACGUAUCAAGGCACGACGGGCCUGUCACGUGUCAUUCACGGAUCAAACUGCUUCCAGUUUACAGUUUCAACAGGUGGCCGCUUUAGGAGUUCAAUAUCGGAAGGGCAGAUUCCAGGGUUUAUUUUCAGCGAACCAUGACAGGAUUGGUUUAAAAGUAAGAUAAAUAUUUUAUCUGAUGCUUGUACAGGCCAUGUGUAACUUAAGGUACUGAUUCAACUUUGUUCCGCUAUUGUACCGCCACAUCAGUCGCCCGACUGCUAAAACAAACUUAAGAAAAGUCACGAUCUCACAACUGAACCCGCGUUAUUUGUUCGUACUCACUCAUCCAGGGGCGGUGGGGUAGCCUAGUGGUAAAGCGUUCGCUCGUCACUCCGAAGACCCGGGUUCGAUUCCCCACAUUGGUUCAAUGUGCGAAGCCCAUUUCUGGUGUUCCCCACCGUGAUAUUGCUGGAACAUUGCUAAAAGCAGCGUAAAACCAUAUUCACUCAUUCGCGCAUCCAUGGUUCAAGAAGGGCGAUGUAAUGAAGAAUUUUUAUCAGGAAGCGUUUAUCUCUCUGUGGUCUCAGUCUUAAUGCGAAUACCGCAUUACUGAAUCUUUUGGUGAAUGUUAUCAAUUACUUGCCCAAUCUUUGGCUUACAAACGCGGAUCUUCCCCGAAUGAACGAUUUGAAUUCAUCUUGCAUCCAUCCUCCAACCCUCUGGAAUGGGCGCUAUCAAUUUCUUGUCCAUUCUUUGGCUUACAAACGCGCACUCUUCCCCGAAUGAACGAUUUAAAUUCCGAGACAAAUCAAAUUGCGGGCGUGUCACGGAAUGUGGCGAUUAGUGACGAAUUGGAUCAGCCGAGUUAAAAGCUUUAACCGAUACAUAUCGUGUUUCUUGAUGGCCAAAGACCGAUACCCGCUUUACGUUAGAGCAACCGUCUGACUAUGUUGCAUGCACAUGGAUAGACAUUAGGCCUAUUUACUCCAGGAUUCUGUGAUAUUAACAAAGAGCGAGAGAGAGGAGAAAUUAAGUGGGAUUAUCUUUUUGACCUAGGAACCUGAAUUUGUUUGCCAAAUGUUUUACAUCUGUAACAAUGGCUCUCUGUAUUCUUUGUAUUCCGUAGAAUACGAGAUAUUAUAUAUGUACUUUUGUAUGCUUCAUAUCAGCGAGUUUCGUAAACGAGUUUUUGAACAAGUGUAUAUCACUUUAUGAUGGUUUCCUCAAUGUAUACUGUUUUCGAACACUGUAUAUUUAAGAUGCGCAUUCAAUACUAUGUGUUUUAUAAUUACAGGCAUUGUACUAUACAGACGAAAGUUUUAAUAUUUUUUCAGAUAUGUUUUCCACCAGUUGCUAGAGUUUUAACGUGGCCCUUACAUGAUACGGUUUUAUGGCAUCUUUUCAUGAAUCUGACGAUUAAUGGCUAUGUUCCCUUUUUCAUAUUGUGAUAUUACAUAUAUAUGCUGAAUUUGUCCUUACUGACGCUAGUCUUGUAUCGUUCUGUGUUGUGUAUCUAAUGCAUGUAUUUUUAUGUAGUGAACAUCAAAUAAUUACAUGUAUGUUGAUCCUACAAGUUUUUGUAACUAAGUCGAUUUUUGUCUUAGUUUUCAUCUUAGCCAGCGGACUUGCGAUCUUAGCCAGGGCUUUGUUCCCCGAAACGAUCUUAGCGUUGGGACUGUUGUAAGUCCCAGAACAUUAAUACGGUCGUAACGCUAAUGUCGCUUUUUUAGGAUGGAACCAGCUGUUAUAUAUGUACGGUCAAACCAUGUGAAAGGUCAGGAAGUGUUACCUGUAUAUUCGUCAGAUCAUAUCGUGUGUCAUGUCAAUGAUGUUUGAUUUUAUGAAUUUUAUUGGCACUUUUACGUGAGCUUCUAGAACUAUUAUUUUUCGGCCCGAACCUUUUGACGUACUAAGGAAAGCCUUUUGGUAUGGUCUGUACCAAAAGCUAUAUGCAUUGUAUGUAGCAUGUUUGCUGGCGUUAUUCUGUCGAGAUAUAUAUCCAUUAUAUGAUAGAUGCCAUGACGCAUACGUCACAUUAGACAAAGGCCUCCAUAUGGUGCCUAUAUUAUCUUUAGUUAAAAAUUACAAAAAUAUAUUUGAAAUCAAUUUAAAAUAACAAUAUUAAUUACAUUAUAUAU